GACACUCAUUAGCCAUUGGGUAUCGAUUAUAAUCGAUGACCAAUAACAGGAAGUGAAUCGACUGGAGGACAAGCAUAUAUUCACCGGCUGCAUGCGUAAAUUAUGCAUUUGUAAAAUUCUCCAAAAUGACGUCUUACACGGAUAAAGGACCGAAGCCCGAGGCUGGCAAAUUCCUCAACUUUGAUCACAUCACGUUUUGGGUUGGAAAUGCGAAACAGGCAGCUUCGUACUAUUGCACCAAGCUAGGAUUCGAACCUCUAGCUUAUAAGGGUUUAGAAACCGGAUCCAGGGAGGUGGUGGCCCACGUAGUGAAGCAGAACAGGAUUUAUUUCGUUUUUGCCUCGGCCCUGACGCCGGGAAAUAAAGUGAUGGGAGACCAUCUCGUAACUCACGGAGAUGGAGUCAAGGAUAUUGCAUUUGCUGUGGAGGAUUUGGAUGCCAUCGUGAAGUGUGCGAGACAACGCGGAGCGAGAAUUGUGAAGGACAUAUGGGAAGAGAAAGACGAACAUGGUUCAGUUAGAUUUGCCGUAGUUCACACUUUUGGAGACACGACGCACACCUUGGUAGAACGAUCUAAGAACUACAAUGGAUUAUUCCUUCCGGGUUACAAGAAACCUCUUCUCGGAGAUUCUCUUCUCUCCAAACUACCUAGUGUAAAGCUGGAUUUUGUGGAUCAUUGCGUGAGCAAUCAGCCAGAUAACAUGAUGGUUCCGGUUACCAAGUGGUACGAGAACAGUUUGAUCUUCCAUCGCUUCUGGUCCGUCGACGACAGCCAGAUCCACACGCAAUUUUCGGCACUCAGGUCCAUCGUGGUCACCAACUACGAAGAAACUAUCAAGAUGCCCAUUAACGAGCCGGCUCCAGGCAAGAAGAAGUCACAAAUUCAGGAGUACGUAGAUUACUACGGAGGACCGGGAAUCCAACAUAUUGCAUUAAACACCAAGAACAUAAUCGAAACGAUAAAGAAUCUGAAAGAAAGAGGAACGGAAUUUCUGUCUGUCCCGGACACUUACUACACGACACUUCGAGAGAACCUGAAAGACUCCAAAGUCAAGAUAAAAGAGGAUUUGGGAAUGCUUCAAAAAUUGAAGAUCUUAAUCGACUACGACGAUAACGGAUACCUUCUGCAGAUCUUCACUAAACCCAUGCAGGAUAGACCCACCCUCUUUUUAGAGGUCAUACAACGUCACAAUCAUAAUGGCUUUGGAGCCGGUAACUUUAAAGCUCUAUUUGAGGCCAUUGAAUUAGACCAGGCGCAGAGAGGAAAUUUGUAAAUGGAGACAUCUGCCUCAGUCCUAUUGGUGUGUAAUGCUAAAAGCUGAAUACCCAAAAAUAAAUGUCUUAAAUUUCUCAAUGAUGAGCAGCCAAGUUUAUGAUACUUCUAUGUAAUGUUUGGUUCCAAUUACAAAUAUAUUUACAUAAAACAAUCA
Messenger RNA from Centruroides sculpturatus (bark scorpion), 1430 nucleotides. RefSeq names its product 4-hydroxyphenylpyruvate dioxygenase-like. Gene Ontology annotation, cellular component: Golgi membrane; endoplasmic reticulum membrane. Gene Ontology annotation, molecular function: 4-hydroxyphenylpyruvate dioxygenase activity. The coding region runs from base 126 to 1274 and encodes 382 amino acids. The record is from RefSeq and is a predicted model, not a curated record. NCBI's taxonomy places the organism in Eukaryota, Metazoa, Arthropoda, Arachnida, Scorpiones, Buthidae. Gene Ontology annotation, biological process: L-tyrosine catabolic process. The transcript is spliced from 13 exons.